Messenger RNA from Thlaspi arvense, 597 nucleotides. NCBI's taxonomy places the organism in Eukaryota, Viridiplantae, Streptophyta, Magnoliopsida, Brassicales, Brassicaceae. The record is from the annotation of a GenBank genome assembly.
AUGGACACUUCAGCAGCAGCCAUUGAGUGGACGCUAUCAGAACUCUUAAAGCAUCCAGAGGUGAUGAAGAAGGUCCAAAAUGAGUUAGCAAAAGUGGUGGGUAUGGACAGAAUGGUUGAAGAAUCAGACCUAGAGAGCCUCGAAUAUCUUAACAUGGUAAUUAAAGAGACCCUUCGGCUCCAUCCGGUGGCACCACUUUUAAUCCCCCACCAAGCCAUGGAUGAAUGCAUGGUGAAUGGCUUCUUCAUCCCUAAAAAUUCACAAGUGCUCAUAAAUGCAUUCGCAAUUGGGCGAGACCAACAUGCAUGGACUGAUGCAGAUAAAUUCAUACCAGAGAGAUUUGCAGGAACAAACAUUGACAUAAGAGGACAUGAUUUCCAACUCAUCCCCUUUGGAUCGGGCAGAAGGAGUUGCCCUGGGAUUCAAUUGGGACUAAUUGUUGUUCGGUUGUUAGUGGCACAGUUAAUGCAUUGUUUCCAUUGGAAGCUUCCAAGUGAUAUGUUGCCAAGUGAAUUAGACAUGACUGAGGAGUUUGGCAUUGUGGUUUCCAGGGCUAACCUUCUCUAUGCUCUUCCAAGUCUUCGUCUUCACAAAUAA